AUGGAGGAUCUGGGUGGAAGAGGCUCCUCACUCUGGAGCCUCACCCCCAGACCCAAUAGCCUUGACUCCCUUGUACUUACACUCCCAAGUCUGGAAUCCAUCUUCACCAGGAGAAGAGUAUUUAUUAAUGAUGAGGGGGAAGAGAAUGAAGAUGAUGACAGUGAUAAUGGAGACUUGAAAAUUGAUGAAAAAAGGUCUAAAACAAGGCCUAACUCCCAUCCACCUCCCACCAACACGACGGUAACAUCUGUUAAUAUUAAGAUUAGCUUCGACGAUGAGUAUGGCACAUCAGGGCCAGUACCAAGCAAGGCCAGAGUUUACACAGACAUUAAUUUACAAAAACCCCAAGAAUACUGGGAUUAUGAAGCAUAUAUUGUAGACUGGGGAAAUCAAGAUAAUUAUCAGCUUGUUCGAAAAUUAGGCCGGGGAAAAUAUGGGGAAGUGUUUGAAGCCAUUGACAUUACUAAUAAUGAAAAAAGGGUUGCUAAAAUUCUAAAGCCAAUAAAGAGGAAGAAAAUCAAGCGUGAAAUCAAGGUCUUAAAGAAUUUGCAAGGUGGUCCUAACAUCAUCACUUUGCUAGAUAUUGUAAGAGAUGUCGAGUCACGAAUACCUGCUUUAAUUUUUCCAUAUAUCAACAACACCAACUUCAAGAAAUUAUAUGACAUGUUAACAGAUUUUGAAGUUCGAUUUUACACCUAUGAGAUUUUAAAGGCCUUAGAUUUUAGUCAUGGCAUGGGGGUUAUGCAUAGAGAUGUGAAGCCCCAUAAUGUCCUAAUUGAUCAUGAUCAGAGAAAGCUGUGGCUCAUAGACUGGGGUUUAGCUGAAUUUUACCAUCCUGGACAAAAAUAUAAUGUUCGAGUUGCUUCCCGAUACUACAAAGCUCCUGAGCUUCUUGUAGACUAUGACAUGUACAAUUACAGCUUGGAUAUGUGGAGCUUAGGGUGUAUGUUGGCUAGUAUGAUCUUUCGUAAAGAACCGUUUUUCCAUGGACGUGACAAUAAUGAUCAGUUGGUGAGGAUAGCCAAAGUUCUGGGCACAGAAAGUUUAUAUGACUAUAUUGGCAAAUACAAAAUUAAAUUACAUUCAUCUUUCAAAGAUCUCAUAGGCAAACACACGCGUAAGCCAUGGGAGCGUUUUGUGCACAGUGGAAACCAGGAUCUCGUGAACCCUCAGGCAUUAGAUUUCCUAGACAAACUACUACAAUAUGACCAUGAUACACGAAUCACUGCCAGAGAGGCCAUGGAUCACCCCUACUUCUCAGCUAUCAUGACUGAGGAGAGUUCAUCUAGAAGACAAGAGAGCAGUACGCCUGUCAGCAAGACAGAAAUUUCUUCAAUGACAGCCCCUUCAAUUUGGGAAGAAUCCACAACAGUUUCUACUUACAAUUACUUUGGCAAGACAUCUCAGAAGUAA
Messenger RNA from Sorex fumeus (smoky shrew), 1413 nucleotides. Its product is annotated as casein kinase II subunit alpha-like. Bases 1 to 1413 code for a protein of 470 amino acids. Lineage: Eukaryota; Metazoa; Chordata; Mammalia; Eulipotyphla; Soricidae. Gene Ontology annotation, cellular component: nucleus; protein kinase CK2 complex; cytosol. The transcript has 2 exons. The record is from RefSeq and is a predicted model, not a curated record. Gene Ontology annotation, biological process: protein phosphorylation. Gene Ontology annotation, molecular function: protein serine/threonine kinase activity; ATP binding.